AUGUUUUCAUUGUUUUAUGGACUGUGGAAAUAUCUGGUCACUAAGACAGAGUUUCAAUUACUGAUUCUUGGAAUUGACAAGGCUGGAAAAAUAACCUUACUGGAGAAAUUGAAGACACAAUAUUCAAGCUUAGAAGGCCUUCCCCCUGAUCGAAUUGUUCCUACUGUUGGAGUCAAUAUUGGUCGAAUAGAAACUUCAAAUACAAAACUUGUGUUUUGGUAUCUUGGAGGUCAGUCUGGUCUUUGUUCAAUUUGGGAGAAAUAUUAUGAGGAGGCAUAUGCUGUUAUCUUUGUAGUUGAUGCUUCUUGUCCAUCACGUUUUGAAGAUUCCAAAUCUACCCUUGAUGAUGAUAAGAUAAAGAAAUGGUGGUAG
This is a messenger RNA of Lactuca sativa (garden lettuce), 372 nucleotides long. Lineage: Eukaryota; Viridiplantae; Streptophyta; Magnoliopsida; Asterales; Asteraceae. The record is from RefSeq and is a predicted model, not a curated record.